AUGAAUGAUACUAAUUCCUCACCAAUAAUUCCACCCAUGACGUCACUAUCAUAUGCUACACCUCUGCCACCACGACCAAGAUCCCCAUCACCACAGUCAUUUUCUUUUAAUUUAGGCGCUUCACCAAUACAAAGACGAAAACGAAUAAGAUUACAACGAGGUUCAAUUGACUAUUAUUUCGAAGAAAAAUUGAAACGAACAACACCAACAACAUCACAUCCAUAUACACGGCGACCAAAAUCCAACCAAACACACAGUAAAUCAGAUCAUUAUUCAGAUUCAUCAGAUACUGACGAAACAUUAUUAACCACAAAAACAUCAGCAGAUUUACCAACAGCAGAAAUAAUACCACAGGACAAUCCUAGUGUAUUUCAUUGA
Didymodactylos carnosus is the source of this 378-nucleotide messenger RNA. NCBI's taxonomy places the organism in Eukaryota, Metazoa, Rotifera, Eurotatoria, Philodinida, Philodinidae. The record is from the annotation of a GenBank genome assembly.